AUGACAUCCACGGUCAAACUCCCUGCCGCCACACACCGCAAGCGCGUCGUGCCACAGUCCGACCUCGAAGCGGCGUCUACCCUGAAACUAGGCGAGGACCAGAACACGCAUACUCUGUCGCUGAGCGAGGCGCGGCUGGUCAUUAAUAAAGUGCUUGAGAACAAGCGGCGGGGUGGAAAGAAAUACGAUGAGCCAGAGUACGCUUCUCCCACGCUGCCUUGGAUGGAUUUCAUUUGUCCUUUGAAAAGAGAGAGAGAGUACGGAGGAUUAACGCUUGGUAGGAACCUGACGAAAACGCUCGAUUAUUUGGAGGUGUUCUCCCGAUUCAAGGACGAGGAGAAUAUCAAGGCCGUCGAGCGACUGCUCAAUUCGCAUACGGAACUUGAGAUGUUUGAGCGGUCGCAGCUGGGCAGUCUUUGCUGCGACAACGCGGAAGAAGCGAAAUCGUUGAUACCCAGUUUACAAAACAAGAUAUCGGAUCUUGAUUUACAGGAGCUGCUGGAUGAGUUGACCAAGCUGCGCAAUUUUGUGGAGUAG
This is a messenger RNA of Talaromyces atroroseus, 537 nucleotides long. RefSeq lists its product as hypothetical. Gene Ontology annotation, molecular function: translation initiation factor binding; nucleotide binding. The coding region runs from base 1 to 537 and encodes 178 amino acids. The record is from RefSeq and is a predicted model, not a curated record. Gene Ontology annotation, cellular component: P-body; RNA polymerase II, core complex. The transcript is spliced from 2 exons. Lineage: Eukaryota; Fungi; Ascomycota; Eurotiomycetes; Eurotiales; Trichocomaceae. Gene Ontology annotation, biological process: nuclear-transcribed mRNA catabolic process, deadenylation-dependent decay; positive regulation of translational initiation; transcription initiation at RNA polymerase II promoter.